Molecule: messenger RNA, 2988 nt
Organism: Yarrowia lipolytica CLIB122
Lineage: Eukaryota; Fungi; Ascomycota; Dipodascomycetes; Dipodascales
Biological process (GO): phosphate ion transport; cellular response to phosphate starvation
Cellular component (GO): cytoplasm; plasma membrane; Golgi apparatus
Molecular function (GO): inositol hexakisphosphate binding
Source: RefSeq, a predicted model, not a curated record
AUGAAAUUCACCGAGCUUUUGGCGGAGUAUCAGGUCCCCGAGUGGAAAUCGCAAUAUGUCGACUAUAAAUGGGGAAAGAAACUACUCAAGAAGAUUCCUGACGACUUAAAGGACAGACUCAAGCGUCACAAUACCUUCAAUGAUGAGAUCGAUGCACCCAGCGAACCUCAGAACAUUGCAGCCCAGCAGCAGGCUGUACUUGUGGAUCAGACUGCCGGAGAAGCGAGCAUAUCCCCAAAAACUGUUGCGCCAGCGGCGGCUGCCGCUACUUCUCCUAAUACAGGAAUAACGCCAGGCGCAUUACUUGGAGAGCCCUCAGAGACAGAACCUUUCAAUUCUGGUUCGGAAAACGACAACUACGGGGCUACUGAGUCCCGCGAGGGCAGUGUGGAGGAUCACGAGAGGCACGAUCCUCAGAGUGGUGGGGUGGCUUCCCAUGAUCCAAAUCUGAGUCCAUCAUACAUGUCCAGGGAACGCCUUUCUAGAGGUCAGUCGGGUCACCCGACACCUAUUCUGCUAUCCAAGAUAUCGACAUCGGGUGGAGAUUCAGUGAAGCUUCCCCCGGCUGCACUCGAGGGCGGUACUACACCUGAAAUGGCACCUCAUCGAGGUAUCAUCACCCGCGGAAAGUCCUCGUCUGGUAGAGCAGACUCUGUUAAGGCCAAGUUUCACAUUGGAACACCCAAAAUCACGCCGGAGGUCAACACUAAUUAUUCCGUCAUGGACAAUUCGUUCUCAGUGAUCGCACCGUACGACAGUGAAAAGGACUUCAUUGCCUGGUUGGACUCCCAGCUGGAUAAAGUGAAUGAAUUCUACGAUCAGAAAAUGAACGAGACCCACGAGCGAUACAGAAUUCUGGUGGGACAGCUUGUGAGGCUGCAGCGACAGAAGCUGCAUCUUCGACAGCGUCCAAAUAAGCCUGCACGUGAGGGUCUGAGUGUGGUGGAACGUCAAAUUGAGCUUCCAAGUCUCCCAAGCUUUGCUUGGUUGAAAAAGAGUGACUCGAACGAUGUGUGCGACCUCGAUGCCGAAAACACUCGUGCGAGCAGCGAGAGUGCACUGCGUGGACAAAACCCGCACUUCCACGAUGCCACUACUGACCAUGAGGGAAUCUCAUACGCGUCAGCCCGACGUCAGCUGAAGACAGCAAUGCAGGAGUAUUACCGAAGUAUCGAGCUUUUGCGUUCGUAUUGCACACUCAACCGGACUGCCUUCCGCAAGAUUCUGAAGAAAUACGAUAAGAUUUCUGGGCGGCACAUGAGUGCUUAUUACAUGGAUCUCGUGGACCACACGGACUUCUGCAAUGUGGAAAACUCGCGGCUUGACAUUGUGGCCGCUAAGGUGGAGGACCUAUACACCAACAACUUUGAGCGCGGAAACCGGAAACACGCUAUUUCAAAGCUACGGUCUACUGGCGUCAACAAAACAUACUAUUUUGCGACUUUCCGUGGUGGUAUCUUCUUUGGCUUAGCAAUCCCAUUCUUCAUUGAAGGCCUUUAUCGAGGCUGUCUGAACUUGGUGGAGCACAAGUCUCCGGACACCCAAUACCUGCUGCAGAUUUGGGCAGGGUUUUUCCUUAUCCUUUUGUUCCUCCUUCUGUUCCCCCUUUGUUGCUUGGUAUGGAACAAGUACAAAAUCAACUACACCUUCAUUUUCGAGUUCUCACAGGACCACUUAGAUUAUCGGCAAUUCUUUGAGAUGCCAGCCUUCUAUUUCUUCUUCAUGAGUAUAUUCGCGUGGCUGACGUUUUACUCGUUCUGGGAGUCUUCAUUCAGGGCCGUCUAUUACCCGUGCAUCUUUCUAGUUUUUGCGGUUGUGACGUUUUUCAUGCCUCUAAACAUCUUUUAUUGGAGCGCUAGACAGUGGCUCAUCAGAGCGCUAUCUCGAAUCCUUCUCUCUGGACUCUACCCCGUUGAAUUCAGAGAUUUUUUCUUGGGAGAUAUCAUCUGCUCUAUGACCUACUCCAUGUCUAACAUUGCUCUGUUCUUCUGUCUCUAUAGCCACGAAUGGUCAGAAGGGUUCCAUGGGAUAUAUAAUCCUAGCCAUUGCGGCUCGUCUCACAACCGUUUGAUGGGUUUUUUUAAUGCUCUCCCGGGUAUCUUCCGUUGGCUACAAUGUCUGAGACGUUUCGCAGACACAGGAGAUGCUUUCCCACAUUUGGCAAACAUGACGAAGUACUCUCUUACGAUCAUGUAUUAUGUGGCCCAGAGUGUUUGGCGAAUUGACACAACCAACGGAAAUCGAGCAUUUUUUAUCUUCUUUGCUACUGUUAACUCUACUUACUGUUUCAUUUGGGAUAUCAUGAUGGAUUGGAGCUUGCUGGAGUUUGGGAGUAAGAACUUCUUGCUCCGAAACCAGCUGACCUACAAGGUCAAGUGGCCAUAUUAUACUGCUAUGGUGGUAGAUCUGGUGCUCCGAUUCAACUGGAUUUGGUACGCCAUUUUUGAGCAGCAGAUCCAACAGAAGCAACUACUCUCUUUCUUCGUUGCUCUGUCAGAGAUAUUCCGACGAGUCAUGUGGAUGUUUUUCAGAAUGGAGAACGAGCAUGUGAGUAACGUCAAGCGUUUCCGAGCAUCUCGUGAUGUACCUCUGCCAUACCAUGUGCACGUCUGUGCUGAGCCUGGUGAGACGGACGAGACUGCAGUGGAAGAGGGACACCAGGCAGAUGAUGAGGAUGAAGAUGAAGCACGUGACCGAAUGGGGUCAUCCACUGGUGUCGAAUGGGCACGGGAAUCGCCUGGGGUGUCGCGUGACUCUCCUCGGAAGUCUCGUGUCACGGAUUCACCUCUACGGAAGCGAGGUUCGCAUGUUGAAGAGGGUAAUACCCCUUCUCUCAGAGCAACUGCCACUCCAGUUAUGGAGGCAAUCUCAAACAUGGUGCAGAAAGCGCAUACGGCAGACUUUCAGAGACGAAAGAAACCUCAAGAUGAUCAGGGUAAGGAUUCGGAUGGCGAGGAUGACGACGAUGAUGAAGAUGAUGAUGAGUAG